AUGGAGACUUGUUGUUCUUCAUCUUCAUCUUCUUUAUCUUCUUCUUCUUCUUCUGUAAACGUCGGCGUUUUUAAGAAUGUGUUUUUACCAUCAUCGACGUGUCUUUCGUUGCGGCAACCGCAAUCGAAAUCAUCGUCUUCUUUCGCGGAAGGAGGACGAUUUGGUCGUGCUUUGAACACGACGGCAGCGACGAAAGAAGAAACCAGUAACAAAAGUCAAAACGAAAUUGAAAUGAAAGGCAUCACUCUGAGAGGCCGCCCGAUGUAUUUGGACAUGCAAGCGACCACCCCAGUGGAUCCGAGAGUUUUAGACGCCAUGUUGCCAUAUUUCGUGAGCUCGUACGGGAACCCGCACUCGCGAACGCAUUAUUUCGGGUGGGAGGCGGAAAAUGCGAACGAAGAGGCGAGGAAGAACGUGGCAGAUGUGAUUGGAGCGACGGAGAAAGAGAUUAUUUUUACCAGUGGAGCGACGGAGUCGAAUAACAUGGCGAUUAAAGGCAUCGCGAAUUUUUAUAAGUCGGGAGGGAAGACGCACGUCAUCACGACGCAAACGGAACACAAGUGCGUUUUGGAUUCGUGCAGGCAGUUGCAACAAAACGGAUUCGACGUGACGUAUUUGCCGGUGAAAACGAACGGUUUGAUCGAUUUAGAGGAGUUGAAGAAAGCUAUUCGCCCUGGGGAGACGUGUUUGGUAUCGGUGAUGGCGGUAAAUAACGAAAUCGGAGUCGUGCAGCCAUUGAAGGAAAUCGGGGAGAUUUGUCGCGCGAAUAAGGUGUUUUUUCACACGGAUGCCGCGCAGGCGGUUGGUAAGAUUCCCUUGGACGUGGACGAGAUGAAAAUUGAUUGCAUGUCAAUCUCGGGGCACAAAAUUUACGGCCCGAAAGGUGUCGGUGCCAUUUACGUUCGAAGACGACCAAGGGUUAGAAUGGAACCAAUCAUCAACGGUGGUGGUCAAGAGAGAGGUUUACGAAGCGGGACGUUACCGACGCCGUUAUUGGUCGGGUUAGGCGAAGCCUGCAAAGUCGCUAAAGAGGAAAUGGAAUACGAUCACAAACACGUCGAAAGGCUUUCCAAACGAUUGUUGGACGGGUUGAAAGAACGCAUUCCGUAUUUAGUCGUAAACGGUGACGAGGAGCAAAGAUACCCGGGUAACUUGAACGUAUCGUUUGCAUACGUUGAAGGUGAAUCGUUAUUGAUGGGUUUAAAAGAUUGCGCGGUUUCCUCUGGGUCGGCGUGUACGAGCGCGAGUUUGGAACCGAGUUACGUGUUGAGAGCGCUGGGCGUGGAAGAGGACAUGGCGCACACGAGCAUUAGAUACGGAAUCGGGAGAUUCACCACGGAGGAAGAGGUGGACCGCGCGGUAGAGUUGACAGCAGAAGUCGUGGAAAAGUUGAGAGAGAUGAGUCCGUUGUACGAGAUGGUGCAAGAAGGGAUUGACAUUUCAAAGAUCCAGUGGAGCUCUCAUUAG
This is a messenger RNA of Bathycoccus prasinos, 1467 nucleotides long. RefSeq names its product cysteine desulfurase. The transcript has a single exon. NCBI's taxonomy places the organism in Eukaryota, Viridiplantae, Chlorophyta, Mamiellophyceae, Mamiellales, Bathycoccaceae. Gene Ontology annotation, cellular component: cytosol; mitochondrion. Bases 1 to 1467 code for a protein of 488 amino acids. Gene Ontology annotation, molecular function: cysteine desulfurase activity; pyridoxal phosphate binding. The record is from RefSeq and is a predicted model, not a curated record. Gene Ontology annotation, biological process: [2Fe-2S] cluster assembly.